Molecule: messenger RNA, 1849 nt
Organism: Molossus molossus (Pallas's mastiff bat)
Lineage: Eukaryota; Metazoa; Chordata; Mammalia; Chiroptera; Molossidae
Gene: GSS
Product: glutathione synthetase
Exons: 13
Coding region: 67-1491 (474 amino acids)
Biological process (GO): glutathione biosynthetic process
Cellular component (GO): cytosol
Molecular function (GO): glutathione binding; ATP binding; glutathione synthase activity
Source: RefSeq, a predicted model, not a curated record
CCUGAACCUCGGGUAACGGCGCGAGGGGCCUGAGUAGGGUGCGCAGCGGACCGCGAGCAAGUUGAAAUGGCCAACAGCUGGGGAAGCCUUUUGCAGGAUGAGCAGCAGCUGGAGGAGCUGGCACAGCAGGCAGUGGACCGGGCCCUGGCUGAGGGAGUGUUGCUCAGGACCUCACAGGAGCCCUGCUCCUCAGAUGUGGUGAGCUAUGCCCCAUUCACGCUCUUCCCCUCACUGGUCCCCAGUGCCCUGCUGGAGCAGGCCUAUGCUGUGCAGAUGGACUUCAACCUGCUGGUGGAUGCUGUCAGCCAGAAUGCUGCCUUUCUGGAGCAAACUCUCUCCAGCACCAUCAAAAGGGACACCUUUACUGCUCGUCUCUUUGACAUCCACAAGAAAGUCCUGAAAGAGGGCAUUGCCCAGACUGUGUUCCUGGGCCUGAAUCGUUCAGACUACAUGUUCCAGCGCAACGCAGAUGGCUCCCCAGCCCUGAAACAGAUUGAAAUCAACACCAUCUCUGCCAGUUUUGGGGGCCUGGCCUCCCGGACCCCAGCUGUGCACCGACAUGUUCUCAAUGUUCUGAGUAAGACCAAAGAAGCUGCCAAGAUCCUCUCCAAUAAUCCCAGCAAGGGACUGGCCAUGGGGAUCGCCAAAGCCUGGGAGCUCUACGGCUCAGCCAAAGCUCUGGUGCUAUUGGUUGCUCAGGAGAAGGAAAGGAACAUAUUUGACCAGCGUGCCAUAGAAAAUGAGCUACUGGCCAGGAACAUCCGUGUAAUCCGGCGAAGGUUUGAAGAUGUCUCUGAAAAGGGAUCUUUGGACCAAGACCGAAAGCUGUUUGUGGAUGGCCAGGAAAUUGCUGUGGUUUACUUCCGGGAUGGCUACAUGCCGAGUCAGUACAAUCUACAGAACUGGGAAGCACGCCUUCUGCUGGAGAGGUCAUGUGCUGUCAAGUGCCCGGAUAUUGCCACCCAGCUGGCCGGAACUAAGAAGGUGCAGCAGGAGCUGAGCAGAGUGGGCGUGCUGGAGGUGUUGCUCCCUGGCCAGCCUGAGGCUGUGGCCCGCCUCCGUGCUACCUUUGCUGGUCUUUACUCACUGGAUAUGGGUGAAGAAGGGGACCAGGCCAUUGCUGAGGCCCUUGCUGCUCCUAGCCGGUUUGUGUUAAAGCCCCAGAGAGAGGGUGGAGGUAACAACCUAUACGGGGAGGAGAUGGUGCAGGCCUUGGAACGGCUGAAAGACAGCGAGGAGAGAGCCUCCUAUAUCCUCAUGGAGAAGAUUGAGCCUGAGCCUUUUGGGAAUUGCCUACUACGGCCUGGAUGCCCUGCCCGAGUAGUCCAGUGCAUCUCAGAGCUGGGCAUCUUCGGGGUCUAUGUCAGGCAGGGAAAGACAUUUGUGAUGAACAAGCACGUGGGACAUCUGCUUCGAACCAAAGCCAUUGAACAUGCAGAUGGUGGUGUGGCAGCAGGAGUGGCAGUUCUGGACAACCCAUACCCUGUUUGAGGGCACAGUCAGGCCUGCUCAGACUUCUCUCAAGAGACCUAUCCCUCGUGCCUGUCAUUACUCUCCUAGUCCUCCUGAGAGGUGCUUUUCUCCCCCUACCUUUGGAGAAGAUUGAGUCUGAGCCUUUUGGGAAUUGCCUACUACAGCCUGGAUGCCCUGCCCGAGUAGUGUGAUCUAUUCUAGAGAUGGAUGAAUUCUAGGUACCUCCCAUUUGAGGACCAGAAAAGCUGUUUCCCUUAGGUGAGACCUAGAAGUCCCUAAAUCCUCGGGGUAUGGGUACAACUGAAAGGAAGCUGAUCUGGGGUAAGAGUCCAUAAUCCUGCCACCCUCCUGUCAGCCCCUGAGCCUUUCAGCAAGU